Messenger RNA from Paramecium primaurelia, 2022 nucleotides. NCBI's taxonomy places the organism in Eukaryota, Ciliophora, Oligohymenophorea, Peniculida, Parameciidae. The record is from the annotation of a GenBank genome assembly.
AUGUAAAAGUCUAUAGGAAAAUAUAUAACAUCAAAUUCAAGUUAUUUAGGAAGUGGAUCAUUGGGGAGAGUACAAUUUUUUAAAACUAAUAUAGGUUGAUAAAGCAAAAGACUCAGAGAAAAAUAUUGAUGUUGUUCUUAAAGCAAUUCCUAAGAGUAUUUUAAAGGAUGAUGAGGCUAUUCAGUUGGCAUUAUUAGAUGAAAUAAAAUUAUUUCAGAAAAUAAAGAAUCCAAAGAUAGUAGAUUUAUUAGAUGUAUUUUAACAUGAAGGAACUUAUUAUAUGGUGAUGGAAUAUAGUCAACUCAAUUUAUAACAGUUAAAUUUUAUAUGUUAUGUUAGAUAUUUAAAGAAGGAUAAAGAGAAGAUGUGUAUGAGUGAAUAGGAAGCUAUUAAGAUGUUAAAUGAUUUACUUGAAGGGUUCACUGAGUUAAAUAAACAUGGAGUGAUUCAUAGAGGAUUAAAAUUAUCAAAUAUUAUGGUAAAUGAAGGUGUCUUUAAAUUAGCAGGUAAUUCUAUUAAAAAUAUAUAGAUUGUGGGUUAUCUAAAUGUUUAGAGUCAUUUAGAAAAGAACAACAAUAACUUUCUUAAUAUUAAUAUUUAUCACCAUAAAUUUUAUAAGGUCAAAAAUAUACAAAUAAAUGUGAUAUAUGGUCAUUGGGUAUUAUAUUGUAUUAAGUACUCUUUGGAUAUACUCCUUGGUUUGGUGCAAAAUUGGAUGAAUAUUAACAUUAAUUGUGGCAUACAUUACUUUAAUUUUCAGAAGACAAAAAGUAAAUUAGUAAUGAAAUGAAAUCUUUCAUUGAAGGUUGUUUGGCAAUAGAAGAAGGUUAUAGAAAUUAAUAUUUUAGAGGAAAGAUUUGAUUGGGAUGCAGUCUUUAAACAUAAAUUAGUGUGUGAACAUUUCAAGAAUUACAGAUCCUAGAUAAAGUAAGAUUAAAUCAAAUUUUUAAUGAACGAAGUCAGGUAGAAGAUUAUUAAAUAGAAUAUUGAUGUCAUUAAGUUAUUUAAUGAACUUGAUGUUAAUGGAGAUCAUACUUUAGAAUAUAAAGAAUUAGUUGUACUACUCAGAAAAAUAGAUAAAACAUUAUCAAAUACGGAUUGCAAAAUCAUAUUUAAGCAAUUAGAUUUAGAUGGUGAUAAGACUAUUUCAUUUGAUGAAUUUGCAAAAUGGUUGACUGAUAAUAAUACAAAGAUGACAUUAUUAACUAGAAAAUUUCAUCGUCAAUCUACAAUGAAAAAUGCUGCAUCUCCAGGAGUCUAACCUUCGAAUACAACUUUUGGUUAGAAUGUUAAAUAAACUCCAUAAAGUUUAGUAAAUAUUUAAACUCCAUUGGGUUAUGAAAAUUAAAUUAAUAAUCCUAUGAAUUCAUUAAAUGAUUUAGAUACUAACCCUUUUGAAGAUAUUUGCAAAUAGCGUUCUCCAGAAUAAACCAUAUUAUUAUUAAAGGAUGGUUUAAAUUAAUUUAGAAUCAAUUUAUUUGAUUUUUUUUGUAGGUUUGAUUAAAAUAGAGAUGGAUUUAUUAGUUUUUAAGAAUUUUUUUUGAUGGCUAAGUAAAUUAACUAGCAAUUUACUAAUGAAGAAUUAAGAAUAGCAUUUAAAGUUUUUGAUUUGAAUGAUGAUAAUUUCAUUAAAUUUGAAGAAUUUAAAGAGAUUCUUGCAAUUACAGUUCAAAGAGUAUAUUUAUAAUUUAUAUAAAGCCAAUUAAACCAAAUAUGAGUUUUCCAUAGUUUCCAUUACAGAAUUCAAGUUAUGCCCCUUUUUUUGGUACAUAAUAUCAACCAUAACAACCUUAAUAACCAUAAUAACCAUAACAACCAUUAUUACCAUAAUAACCAUUAUAGCCAUAAUAAUAACCAUAAUAAUAAUUUCAACCUUUUUAAAGUAAUAACUAUUAAAAUUCAUAAUAUAAUUAACUCUAAUAAGGUGGAUAAUAAUAAUUUCCUUAUUAAUAAUAAUUGAACAAUAAUUUUCCAUCUUAAAAUAAUGAUUUAAAUAUAGCAUACCAACUAAUGAAUUAUUGA